AUGGCAGCUGCUUUACAGAAGGCUCAAACGCAUGAUGACCGAGUGCAUGGAGCUCGCAAAGUGAAAGUCACUAUUUUGGGAUCUGAAUGGGGACCAAGUAAUGAGGGACUUUCCACCAUAAACAGAGAAUUAGCCAUUCAGUUAGCCAAGUGCCCUGAAGUGGAAAUCACUUUCUUUUUACCAAAAUGUAGUCAAGAGGAUAAAAAAGUAGCCCUAGAUCACAAAGUAGAGAUCGUAGAGGCAACGCCUAUGCCUGGCUUUGAAAAACUGGAUUGGCUUUGCUUUCCGCCGAAAGAUUUGCAAAUCGACAUUAUCGUAGGUCAUGGAGUUAAACUCGGUAAACAAGCACAAGUCAUUAAAGACCUUAAAACGUGCAAAUGGUUCCAAGUGGUACACACAGACCCUGAGGAGCUUGGGAUGUUUAAAAACUUUUCUAAUCCAAUUUCAGAGGGGGAAGAAAAACACAAGACCGAAGUAGAACUGUGUAAAAUGGCUGACCAUGUUGUAGGAGUUGGUCCCAAGUUGAGCGACGCCUUUCGCUCAUAUCUUCGUGGCUGUAAAAAAGAUGACCAUGUUCUUGACUUCACUCCUGGGGUACUUGAAGAGUUUGAGGCUGUAAAUCAGGAUCCUAGCGAGAGGCAGCAACGCAGUGUCCUGGUGUUUGGUCGUGGAGACGUAGACGAUUUCAAAUUAAAAGGGUUUGACAUUGCCGGGAAGGCGAUUGCCGCCUUACAAGAUACUCGUCUUAUGUUUGUUGGGGCAUCGGAUGGAAAACACGAAGAAAUAGCAAAGCGGUUAAUCGAGUGUGGGGUUCCUGCAAGUCGACUGAGAGUAAGAGGAUUUGCUCAAGACCGAGAGAGUUUGAAGCGCUUAUUCCAAGAAGUGGAUCUUGCAGUCAUGCCUUCGAGAACAGAGGGCUUUGGACUAACAGGACUCGAGGCAAUGUCAGCUGGUCUCCCUGUGCUGGUCAGUCGCAAUUCUGGUUUUGGAGAAGCACUGCGCAGUGCAGCUUUUGGUUCAUCAUUUGUAAUUGACUCAGAGGACCCAGCAGUGUGGACCGUAGCCAUCCAGAAUAUCUUGUCCAAGGACAGGGAAUGUCGACUUGACGAAGCGGUGACCUUGCGUGAUUCCUAUGGCAGGAAAUACAACUGGGCCAAACAGAUAAAAGAGUUAGUUGACAAGAUGAGCAGCCUGACUCAUGGUAGGAAUGUCAAUUAUAUUUUCUUCAGUGGCACAUUAUCAGGUAACAAUAGGGAGAAAAAUCAAAAGAGACAGAAAUAGGAUUGCUUGCAAGUUUUGCCCUGAAGUCUUGAUAAAAAUGUUCUUGAAUACCUAUUUGAACCUUAUGUUAAAAACAGCAAAACUGUAACGUUUGUAAUUUUUCAGGUACAUUGUUUUCAGCGAAAUGGUUUGUGGAGAGCUGUCGUCAUACCCUUCGGUCAUAGGCUUUAUCUGCAGCACUUCACACUUAUGCUUAUAGUUAUGUUUUCUCCAUUUUGUAGCAACAGAAGAUUCUCGUAAGGCCCGGAGCUCCUUCGAAACAAAGUGCAACGCCUCUCAGAGGAUGGAAAGCAUGACUGAGGACCAUGAAGGUAUCUUCGUAGAAAGCAUGCGUAGAAAUCAUUUCUUUCUGUUUUUAACCAAGUGGGAGAAGCGCGGGAGGCGUGCGAGGGCGAGCAAAAAGUAGGGACGGGGAGAGAAACGAAACGUCGGCCGCUGAGCUUCUAUCCCAGGAAUACACAACCUAAUAUAUUAUGCCCAACAAAUGUCCGCCCGGAGAGGAAUGUGCACACCUGGAAUUGACUAAGUUAAGUUGAUUAAGUUUCAAAGAGAUUAUAAUUGUAACCACUGAGCUUGUUUUUGCGGAGCCUUCAACAGAAAUUGACAACAACCAAAGAACAAACUCUUAUCACAACGAGCAGCUUGUUUCAGAAACGUCACUUAGUAGUGACUGUGAAAUGAAAGCUGAAGCUGCACCAGGAAAUCCGACUAAAAUAUCCACGAAUAUAGACUCUCCCUUUCAUAAUAGCCGUAAGCGUAAAAUGUCAGAAUUCUCUUGUAAUCCAGAUAUGCAAAAACAUGAGUUGUUUCUUUUGCUAUUGCUGACUAGUGCACUACUAUACCUAAAGGGGAGAAGUGACUGUUAGAGCAUUCAAAGGUACUUUUUCGUACAGGACGUGAUACCGUUUUUGCUCGUACUAUAGACGUGUAUUAUUUAGAACAGUAAAAGUUAUAUAGCCCCGAUACCAACGGACGCUUGAUGUGCGUCAUUUUCAUCAGCGGUUAAAAAAACGUUUUUAAAUAAGUAUUUAAAUAUAUAAAAGAUACAAAUAUGGCGAGCACUAAAAUUAGAAAAAUUACUUUGCGUACUAAAACUGUACUAACUACAUAAAACCUACUAAAAUCGAGUGAAAACGUUACAUCAAAUUACGUAAAAGCUUUGUGGAACGAAAAUGGCUCGAGUGCCUUCUUAAAAAUCAGGGGCACCCAACGACUGUUUUCUGUAAUAUAUCUGUUGGGAGAAAUAUAUAUUGCUUAGUAUUUUCUUUUGCUUGAAUACGGCUAAUAAUUUCUAGAUGAACGUUACAUUCAGGUACUAUUUUCCUAGCUUAUCUACAAAAUUCCCUUCGAUUUUCUGAAGUUUAAUUUUUUCAUAUUUUACUUCCUAUGUUAAGAUAAUUUUCGUAGAAAAGGAAACGUAAAAUUUUCGGAUUCAAAAAUGUGAUGGGGAGAGGAAUAAGAAAAAUUAUCACUCUUGUAAAACUUUCAAUUACAUCUAAACUUUUCGGGGAAAUAACACAGUAGCCCUUGAAAUUUCGAAAAUCCUCCAAUUCCCGUAGGAUGACCGAAUAGAGACAAAUUUUAUAGCGCCACUUAGAAUACAUUUCUAGAGAUCUAAUAGUACUCUGGAUAGCCUAAAAAGGCUUUUCAGUGCAUUUAGGAGGAAACCGUCGUUGGUUGCUCCUGAAAAUGGCAAUUGGGGGGCUUCUCUAUAUCGCAAAAGGAAAUAAAUUCGAAAGUUUAGGAGCAGCAACAGCAAAGGAGCGAUCUCCUAACGUGGUUUAAGUCCUGAAUUCUCCGCUACGCCGUUAACAAUAUCGUAGUGACCAAUAUUUUCAAAAAUAUAUGCGAACAAAAUUCCCAAUUUUGAAAAUUGUAUCUUUGAUCGAAUUGCUAUAAGCAGUAACAUUUCUUAGACAUUCAAGUAUAUGUCUAAUAUUGUGAAUCUGUGAUAUCGCCCUAAAGUUUCCUUGUGGGGGCUUGGAUGAGUUUGUUAAUGCUUUUUGGCUGUGGUGAAUUUGCUUGAGUAGACAUUCUGUAAUAAUGAAUACCUUGACAAGAGCCGUCUUUUAACUGCAGGUACUUCAAGUGAGGAUAGCCGAAUCUUUUUUAAGAAUUAUAUGCCCUCCAACAUAGCUGAAGAUGAAGAAGCAUCUUUCCUGGGAAAGGAACCUCUUAACAGCUGGAUUAUACAAAGUAUUCCAGGAUCAACUUCUAGUACA
Molecule: messenger RNA, 3503 nt
Organism: Porites evermanni
Lineage: Eukaryota; Metazoa; Cnidaria; Anthozoa; Scleractinia; Poritidae
Source: the annotation of a GenBank genome assembly